GAGGCGUUUAGGGCGAAAUGCGAUAAGUGAGCCAACCUGCGCAAACAGUCCGGCUCCGACUGGCUGGUCACUCAGCGAGCCGAGAGGCCACUCAGCACGAUCGAAAGGACGAUCGUGCUCUCUUGGAUUAAGGCGGCCGAGCGGGACGGUCACACACAAAAAGGGCUUAGGAUUAAUAAAUUAUAUAUUACUGUUUUGUUUUUAAUAAGUACAACGUCGUUUUAGCAAAGCCCCACAAAUAUCACAAAAGUGGCGACGAGAAAAGUUAAUGUGAUCGUUUCGUGUUGUAAAGUGCUGACCAAAUUUUAAUUCGUUUUUUGUUCGUUUUCUUCCGUGUCCCGCUCACACACAUACACCCACACAAUUGCGCCACCACGUCCCAAGAAGCGCAAGAUGAACCCCGCUGAUGCAACGAUGGAUUUACCGACGGAGGAGGAGCAGCGACGUGCAUCCUUAGGCCGGCCGGGAUUUUUCAACCCGGCGGUGAUGCAGCAACCCGGAGCAUCGCAGCCGCACGUUCCCUCCGUGCACGAAGUAGCGUUCCAUCAUCAGGUGUCCCCAAAUGGGCACCUCUAUCCGCCAUCGCAAUUGGGACCCGCAUCAGCGCCGCCGGUAUCAGCGCCAUCGCAAUUUGUGCAACCGCCAUCGCAAACGGGCUCAGCUGUAGUGGAUAACGCCGUACUCCUACAAACGCUGAAAAUGAUGCAGCAACAAAUGACCCAGCAACAGCAGCUUAUUAGUAAAAUAAUGUCCCAGCAAACAAACCAGCCCGCAUUUACGCCAAAUUUCAAUCCAGAGCAAGCAACGGAAGCAUUAGCCAAUUCGAUUAUGGAAUUUCGGUUCGAUCCUGAAGCUGGCAUCACCUUUAGAACAUGGUUUUCCCGGUACGAGGAGCUGUUCAACGAGGAUGCUUGUCGGUUAAGUGAUGCAGCAAAAGUGCGACUUCUUUUAAGGAAGCUAGGUGCAGCCGAGCAUGAUCGGUAUUUGUCGUUUAUCCUGCCCCUACGUUCAAGUGAAUUUUCAUUCAAGGAGACGAUCGCGAAGCUCGCUGUGCUGUUCGACGUGCAGGAAUCCUUGAUAAGCAAAAGGUACAAGUGUUUGCAGCUUACAAGGAAACCUGAAGAGGAUCUGCUUACCUACGCAUGUCGGGUAAAUAAAUCAUGCGUAGAGUUCGAGCUCAGCAAGCUCGACGAGGAACAGCUAAAGUGCCUCUUAUUCGUUUGUGGAUUAAGAGAAGAACGAGACGUCGAAGUGCGAACCAGAUUGUUGGCGAAAAUCGAGGAUCGAGAGCAGAUUACGUUGCAGCAACUGUCAGAGGAAUGUAGUCGCAUUGCCGCGCUAAAAAGAGACAGCGCAAUGAUUCAAGAAAAUGAACGGCAAGUACUCGCAUUGCAUAACAAUAACAAAAAAUUUAACAAUCAUACUAAAGCUAAAAAUUCGAGUUUUCAGCACCGGCAAUUCCCCAGAAGAAAAAAUGUCCAAAGAUAUGAUAAGCAGCGUCCUCCCGCACGGAACACCCAUCCCAGUCGACCAUGCUGGCUUUGUGGCGACAGACAUUGGGUGCAAUAUUGUGGCUAUAAAUCGCACAAGUGCCAAGAUUGCGGACGAAUAGGACAUCGGGAAGGCCACUGCAAUACCGCGAACCAAAAAGGAAAAUUUCGUCAGAGCCCAUCGGUGGAGACACGUAUCGUCACGGUGAAUGCAUGUGCCGUCGCGGUAAACCAAUGGAUGGAGAUGGAUAACCGGUACGGUUCUGAAGCGACAAGGUAGAGUCAUGUACGUGGUCAGGACGGCUGAUGGAAAGAUCAUUCGACGGCAUAUUCAUCAGCUACGUCGGCG
Anopheles gambiae (African malaria mosquito) is the source of this 1839-nucleotide messenger RNA. RefSeq lists its product as uncharacterized. The transcript is spliced from 2 exons. Bases 394 to 1770 code for a protein of 458 amino acids. The record is from RefSeq and is a predicted model, not a curated record. Lineage: Eukaryota; Metazoa; Arthropoda; Insecta; Diptera; Culicidae.